AUGACUCUGGUCGGAACUGAUGGCAAGGAUGAACACCUUGCAAACACGACGAUUACUCAAUCAUCAAACGACAGAAGUAACGACAAGAGUGGCGGCAGCACAAAUCCUAUUCUACUAUCUCAUAAUAUAGCUGGCUCAGUCGUGGCGGGAUGCUUCUCCACCAUUCUUGGGCAUCCUCUGGACACGAUCAAAGUUCAUCAGCAGACCAAACCUAAGUUUGCCAAAGCGACUGUUUUGGAUGUGGCCAAGAGCAUUACACUGGAAGAAACCGGAUCAAAGCGAAAUAUCACUCGCUUAUUCCGAGGGAUUGGACCUCCAAUGGCUAAUCAAAUGGUCAUGAAUACUGUCAUGUUUACGGUAUUUGAUUCGAUCAAAACAAUCGCUACGAAACAAAACAUGGAGGAAACCUCCGCCGCCCUGUGGUCGGGUCUGUUUGCAGGAUUUGCCACGGCGUGUAUCAGCACACCGACGGACUGGAUCAAAAUUCAGGCGCAAACUUCUCUUGUCAACAACCAGACCAACAUAUCCACUGGUGAAAGAGCGACAACAACCGUCCUGUCUAUACUGAAACGAGAAUUUGUGUCGAAAGAUAAUGGCAGGAUUCAGUGGAAACAUGCGACGUCAACGUUAUACCGAGGCCAUCUUGCCAAUCUCGGACGUGAAGGUAUCUUCACCAUGGUGUAUCUAGGUCUUUACGAUCGGAUUUCUCAUGUGGUUCGACGACAACAUUCACACCAACAAAACAAUAAUGGUGUUGACGAAGAUUUGGGAAUGGCAAGUGUUUUGAUGAUUAGUUCUCUUACAGGAGCUUGUGCUUGGUUAUGCAACUAUCCAUUUGAUACUGUCAAGAGCAUUCAACAAGCAGUCGGCGGUGGUUCGCAACGAAUGACGUUGUCAGCGGUGGCCCGGCAAAUUUACCAAGGCGGUGGUAUGAUGGGCUUUUUCCGAGGGGCUGGGCCUUCUACUGUUCGUGCCAUGAUGGUGACUUCUUCUCGCAUGGUUGCUUAUGAAAAGACGAUACAAUUACUGAAAGGAUACGAAUGA
Molecule: messenger RNA, 1044 nt
Organism: Cylindrotheca closterium
Lineage: Eukaryota; Bacillariophyta; Bacillariophyceae; Bacillariales; Bacillariaceae
Source: the annotation of a GenBank genome assembly